AUGUCGGCUGGCGGAAGGAACUUCUCCUUCGAGCCCCAAGAUGACAACACUUUGAGCCCGCUCGGACAUGCCGCUCAGGCCCAGGAACAGGAACAGGAACACGGGCAUCUGUCUUACAUACCCUACCAGCAACACCCAUACCAUGACACUCCACCCAGGGAUCUUGUCUCUCCUCCUCCCAGAUACGCCUCUACCUCCCCGAGUCGCAACCAACAACGCUCUCCUCCCACAUCCCCUCGUCGACGUCCUGUCCCUCAAGACACUCAUCUCCUCACCGACCUUUCGCCUCCUCGAGCGCUUUCACGACGGCCAGCUCCUGCAGACUACGACGACGUUGAGCCUCCUCCCCCUCCCCCUCCACCUCAUAGGUCUAGUCCGAACAGACUCUCAAGAGGCGAUUCCCUGACCACCAACCCCUACCCAGAAGCGACCGCAGGAAUGGACUAUUCUGGCAAUGGGGUAGCAGGAGGGGGAUUCAACCCGGUCGCACAUGCUCACGAUGGCGGGCUUGAACCUGUUCGCUCAUUUCCUCAGUCCUAUUCUCCAUACCAACAACCACAACCCUCCUCACGGUUCCCUGACCGAACCUCAUACGGCUCGACAUUCGCUCUUGCCCGUGGCGCUGCCACCCCCGGCAGCAUCACUCCUUCUCCUUCUCCCGGGCCCAGAUCCUCUGGCUACUCUGGCAGAAGCAUUCCCUUGGAAGAAUAUCAACCUAACUUCCACCAGUCACAGUCCUACCCUAGCUACCACGAUCUUCCCUAUCAGCCAAGCAAGCCUGGCGACUUCAUGACCCAAGCUAGUAUCAACCCAGAAAAUAUCCUCGACGACGGUGAUGAAGGCAUGCCACCAGCUGGCGGGCAAAGAGGCAUCGGAAAAAGCGCCGCUACCACUGCGGCUGCCGCAGGAACUGCCGGCUUACUAGGUGGUUUGUUCGGCCGCAAAUCAAAGAACCAUACCCCUAGCGGGACCUACGAUGCGGUGGGUGCAGCUCCUAAACCCGAGAGAAGUGAAUGGUUGUCAGAGCAGACCAGAGGGAAAAGAAAGAUGAAAUUGUGGGUGGGUGUUGCCAUUGGCCUCGUUAUCGUCAUAGCCAUCAUCGGCGGGAUUCUGGGUGGUGUUUUAGGUUCGAAAAGCUCGGGCAGUUCCAGCUCGUCCAGCGGCGACACCAACAAUGCAGCCUCAGACACCGAGGCGAACGGAGAUCUCGACAAGAAUUCGGCAGAGAUUAAGGCGCUCAUGAACAACCCAAACCUCCACAAGGUCUUCCCAGGCAUGGAUUACACGCCAUGGGGGACACAAUAUCCUCUGUGCUUCACCUAUCCUCCGUCCCAGAACAACGUCACACGUGACAUGGCCGUCUUGUCGCAGCUCACGAAUGUCGUCCGACUCUAUGGCACUGACUGCAAUCAGACCGAGAUGGUGCUCCACGCCAUCGAUCGUCUUGAACUCACCGAUAUGAAACUCUGGAUGGGUGUCUGGAUUGACACCAAUCAGACGACCACUGAUCGCCAGUUGGAUCAAAUGUACGAGAUUUUGGCGGAAGCUAAAGACCUCUCAGUGUUCAAGGGCGUCAUUGUCGGCAACGAAGCUCUCUAUCGUGCAGGUGUGGACAAAGCACAGUCAGAGCAGCAGCUCAUCACCAUUCUGGACGGUGUCAGGACGAAGUUCAAGUCUCUCGGCUAUGAUCUCCCCAUUGCAACAUCCGAUCUCGGAGACAACUGGAACGCCCAACUUGUGACAGCCGUGGAUUAUGUGAUGUCGAAUAUCCAUCCCUUUUUCGCUGGUGUCACGCCAGAGGUCGCGGCUAGUUGGACAUGGGAUUUCUGGCAAACUCACGAUGCCGUCUUGACUGAAGGGAUGCCAAAUGUCCAGCAACUCAUCAGCGAGACUGGUUGGCCCAGCGGAGGUGGAGAGGACUGUGGAGGCACUGACGGAUCAUGCGCGCCGGGGCAGAGUGGAUCUGUCGCUGGCGUUGAUGGCAUGAAUACAUUUAUGGACAAUUGGGUAUGCCAAGCAUUAGCAAACGGAACUGAGUAUUUUUGGUUUGAGGCAUUUGACGAGCCUUGGAAGAUCAUCUACAAUACCGCCAGCCAACAGUGGGAAGACAAGUGGGGUCUCAUGGAUCCAGGCAGGAAUUUGAAGCCGGGCCUGAAAAUCCCUGACUGUGGCGGGAAGACUGUUGGCUCUUGA
Molecule: messenger RNA, 2193 nt
Organism: Fonsecaea multimorphosa CBS 102226
Lineage: Eukaryota; Fungi; Ascomycota; Eurotiomycetes; Chaetothyriales; Herpotrichiellaceae
Exons: 2
Coding region: 1-2193 (730 amino acids)
Biological process (GO): carbohydrate metabolic process; cell wall organization
Cellular component (GO): fungal-type cell wall; cell surface; extracellular region
Molecular function (GO): glucan endo-1,3-beta-D-glucosidase activity; 1,3-beta-glucanosyltransferase activity
Source: RefSeq, a predicted model, not a curated record